Molecule: messenger RNA, 644 nt
Organism: Bipolaris maydis ATCC 48331
Lineage: Eukaryota; Fungi; Ascomycota; Dothideomycetes; Pleosporales; Pleosporaceae
Molecular function (GO): zinc ion binding
Source: RefSeq, a predicted model, not a curated record
AUGUCCGACCUGCCUACCAAAGCCGAUUUUCUCGCUCACGGCCUCGCCGCAUGUCCCGUACCGGAUGAGGACCCAGACUGUCCCAUCUGUCAGGAGCAGUUUACGUCAGCACCUAAUACCCCAAGCGAUGCCACCGAAGAAGAUGCCGAAAGCCACGUACCCAUGCAGAUGCCAUGCUGCAACAAUGUCUUUUGUCACCACUGCAUCACCACCUGGCUUAAUUUUGUAACUACGUGCCCGACCUGCCGCGUACAACUCUUUGAAAGGCCAGAACCCGAACCAGAAUCAUCCGAACCAUCCGAAUCUGAAACAUCUGAUUAUGAAGAGGAAUUUUAUGAGGAGGACUUGGAUGUACUCAUGGAGUUCGACACUGAUGAUUGAAUGGGAUGUGUGGACAUUUACAUUGUCGGUUGAGUGGUAGAAGGCAGGCUGUGGUAUACCACGGGAGGAACUCAGUGUAGUGUCGGAAGUCGGACUAUCGCUUGUAGUAAACGGGUGUAGAUACAUAGUGUUUCUAGUCACGAGUCUUACUAUGGUGGAUAUGAGUACAUUUUACCUUCGCCUACGCUGUAUGGUGGGCAGCUAGAUGUACGAGGAGCGGGGUUCAAGAGAGAUACUGUAUGGAACUGAAGCUUCAUGAAUUU